Molecule: messenger RNA, 1168 nt
Organism: Camelina sativa (false flax)
Lineage: Eukaryota; Viridiplantae; Streptophyta; Magnoliopsida; Brassicales; Brassicaceae
Source: RefSeq, a predicted model, not a curated record
UUGCUUCUGUGUCUCAACUAAAACAAAAAAAAAUUUAAAAUCUGAUUUUUUUUUUUUGGUUGGGUUCAGAAGAUCUGUGAUGGCGAAGAGGAUCCACCUGACGGAACUAGGCUGCAUCGCGUGUGAGGAACUUAGCGAGCUAGGUGCGGGUAAAGAAGGGUGGCUAGUGAACAAUCCGAAUCUUUUAUGUGCACUCGAUUCUCACUCUUUAGCCCUAGCCAAUCGUAAUCUCAUCUUGAUUGUGAAUUGGGGUGAUCCUGAUGCGCCUCGUGUCAAGAUCAGACCCGAUCUGUCUCCGAUUGAGGCUGAGUCGAUUACGGCGAUUGAGUGGUUAGUGUUUGAUGACGUCAGAGUCGUCGUUGCAGGGACUUCUUGUGGGUAUCUCCUGGUUUACUCUGUUGCCGGUGAUCUCAUUCAUAAGCAGAUGGUACAUCCAAGCCGUAUCUUGAAAAUAAGAGUACGAGGAACUAAGAAAGAUUUGAUACAAGAGACAUCCGCUGAGGAGAUCUGCUUUGUAAUGCCUGGUAUCAUUGCCCGUUUUGAUGGCUCCCACAUUCAGAGUAUGCUUCAGAAAUGGUUUCAAGAGAAAAAUUCUAAUUUUUGGGACCAAAAGAAUAGAAAGGGAGAUGUAGAAGAUACUGGUAGUUUGUCCCAACGACUACCCUAUCAGAUAUGGAAUGUCAACAAGAAUGGUGUGUGUGUUGAUGCUACUGUCACUGGCGUAAUGCCUCCUCCAUUACUAGAACUUCAGUCAAGUCAACGUUAUUAUUGUGCAGUGACCAUUGGAGAGGAUGCUGUAAUCUCGGCUUACAGGCUCUCAGAAGACAGAGGUAGAUCACUUGUCGGAGCGAUUCUUUCAAAAGUUGUGCCUGCAGCUGCUUCAACCAUAGCUUCUUUUUCUAAACUGAUUUGGAGAAGUAAUGAUCAAUCACCAAAGCGAAAGCCAGAAGCCAAGACUCAGUCAUUUGCUCGAGCAUCAUCCUUGACAUGUAUAAAGGACUACCCAAGGAAAGGCGAGAAGCUCACGUUAUCCCCGAGUGGGACAUUAGCUGCGAUAACAGAUUCUCUUGGUCGAAUACUUCUGCUAGACACUCAAGCUCUCGUAGUUGUCCGGCUUUGGAAGGGUUAUCGUGACGCAAGCUGUGUGUUCAUGGAGAUGUUAGCCAAA